CACCCCAUCAUUCAAGCACUACAAGUUUUCUUCUCUUUUCCUUCUUGUGUUACUUUCUUUACAGCUUCAAUGAGGACCACCAAGAAGAUGAACACUUCUUUCAACGAAGAAGAGUUUGAUCAACUCAAAAGAGGGCCAUGGACACUUGAAGAGGACAAUCUUCUUAUCCGUUAUAUCACUUGUCAUGGCGAAGGUCGUUGGAAUUCGCUAGCAAAAUCUGCAGGAUUGAAAAGAACAGGAAAAAGUUGUCGGUUAAGAUGGUUAAAUUAUCUAAAACCAGAUACCAAGCGUGGAAAUCUCACACCACAAGAGCAAAUCUUGAUCCUCGAGCUCCAUUCCAAGUGGGGUAACAGAUGGUCCAAAAUUGCUCAACACUUGCCAGGAAGAACAGACAAUGAGAUCAAGAACUACUGGAGAACAAGGGUACAGAAACAAGCUCGCCACCUCAAGAUCGACUCUAGUAGCAAGAGGUUUGUGGAAGAACUUCAACGAUUUUGGAUGCCAAGGUUGCUCGAGAAAGUGGAGCAAACCUCCUCAUCAUCAUCGACAUCAACUGCUUCUACUUCAACCAUGGAAACUGAUCAAAACAAAUUAAGCCCUGGUCCACAAAUCGAACAAACCCCAUUUGCAGUAUCAUCUCCAACACGACCAAGCAACAUAGAGCAUAUUAACUCAAGCUCAAACUUUUUUGCAUCAAGUUCUUCCGCGAAGAUGCUGUCACAGCUGCCUGAAAUGUCACAAUUUUAUGCAGACACUGCCUUCUAUAACUCAUCACUCCAAAUCAAUGACACUUACAAUUUGGAUAUAAGCGAGUUCGAUAUGAUGGGGUUUGGCCAGCCAGAUGACAUGUCAAACCUAAACUUCCAGGUUGCCGAUACUGAUUGGAUAAGCGGUGGUGACUUGGCAGCUGACACAUAUUGGAACAUGGAUGAAUUAUGGCAAUUCAAGAAGUAGAUGAUGGCCUGAUAAUAUAUGGAUCUAUAUUAUCAAUAUUGGCCUUAAUUAAUUCCUAUCAAUUAAUCUCUAAUUAUGGAAGAGUUGAUAGUUUAUCUGUAGAUAAGGACUAUGUUUAAAGAGAGUCCCAUGUCUCUAAUUUUACAAGUAAAAGUGUAUAGGGUGAAAAGAUAUCUACUAUUCCCUUCAGUAGCAUAAAGUUGCGAUUGAUAUAGAUUGUUAAUGGCAGUAUUUUUUCUUU
Messenger RNA from Cynara cardunculus var. scolymus (artichoke), 1195 nucleotides. RefSeq names its product transcription factor MYB62-like. The record is from RefSeq and is a predicted model, not a curated record. The coding region runs from base 70 to 954 and encodes 294 amino acids. Lineage: Eukaryota; Viridiplantae; Streptophyta; Magnoliopsida; Asterales; Asteraceae. Gene Ontology annotation, molecular function: DNA-binding transcription factor activity; sequence-specific DNA binding. The transcript has 3 exons. Gene Ontology annotation, cellular component: nucleus. Gene Ontology annotation, biological process: regulation of DNA-templated transcription.